CAGAAGCUUAAAUGAGAGAUUUUUGAAAAUCUGAAUUUCCCAAUUAAUUUACUAUGGGAUUCUUUGAGAGAACUCAUUCCCCAAUACAUUUAACACUAGUCAGUUUAUGGAAAAUCAGCUUAAUUCAACAAAUGUUGAGUUAAAUAGUCUACUAUGCUCAAAGGACUGUGUUGUGGGACAUAUCAGAGAAGAGCAAGACAAGGCCCUUACCCUCAAGGAACCUUGUCUAGCUGGGAAGAUGAGACAUAUCCCUGGGAAAUAGGCAGUGGUUUUUGGGAAGAACUGUUGGCUGAUAACUAGGCUCUCACUGUUGUUCUGCACUAUCUGACACGAUGGGACCAGGCAGACCAGCUUCGACCUGUGUUAACCUAGCCUCUGGUGUCCAGCUCGAUGGGAGGAGUGACCCUUGGACACUUCAGACCCAGCUGCAGUUUAAUAAGAAUGUUCCUGCACAUCCAAGCAACCUGGCAGUCCAGUAUUCCUGCCCACAUGCCAUUAAAAUUGAAAAACUGAAGCAGUCGCACAGUGAGUCAGACCAUUGUAAAGAUUUGGAUUUCAGAAAUGGUCUCGACCUGAACAGUUCUGUUUCAUUUUCUGUCAUAUCGGAAGAGAGACUUAGCUAUGCUGUCCACCUGGCCAAAAGAGAUAUGAAACGAAGACACUUCGAAGAACAUGUAAAAAAGCAUCACCUCACAGGUCAGCCCCAAAUCUAUCAGAAAUGUGGAUACACCAAGCAUAAAAAGUCUGACCUUGGACUGGAAAGGAAGGAAUUGAAGAAUGAACAAGUUUUUCAUUGCAGCCACCAGCCAUCCAAAGUAGAAAUUUCCAACUCAGGGGCCAAGGUUUGCGUAUACUCAUCUCACGCAGGACAGUCAGAUGUGACCUUGCCAAAUUCACCACCCACCCACGAUCUCGGACUUCAGCCACACGGCAGGCCAGGUGACCACAAAAGCCUCUGUGAACCCAGAAGUCUGCUAGAAAUUCAGCGACUCCAGAAAAUAUUGAGCAAUUGUAUCCAUAAAAUUGAAGAAGUAACAAAAGAAGGUAGAAUGCAGGAAGCCUUGGAUCCAGAUGAAGAACGGCGAAUCCGUGUCAGGAGGCAGGAGCAGGCUGCUCGGUCCGCCCGCAUGCUCUAUGUCCUCCAGCAGCAGGUUAAAGAAAUCCAGGAAGAAUUGGAUAAAUUGAGUCCACAUAAAAUUAAACACACUAAGAAGUCAUGGGCAAUGUCCAGGCUGGCAUCAGCCCAUCGAGGAGCCAUUCGGGCCUUACAGACAUUUGUCAUUCAGCUUGCUGACCGAGGGGAGCACCCAGUCCCUGCUCAGUAUAGGGAACUGGGCAGUCUUAUCCGACAGCUGUCACUCUGUUCUGCCAAGGUGGAAGCUGAUUCUUAUGUUGCUGAUGUGGUUAUAGAUAUUCUGCAACAAAUUGAGGCUUUGGAAUCCCUCCUGGAAAAGAAACUGUCACCAAAAAAGGUGAAGAAAAGUUUCACUGAAAUUAGGAGCAGAUUUCCUAUUGGUAACUCACGGUCCUUGGAAAGAUGGCCAAGUUCAUUGCCAAAGAGCGAGAGGAGACCCUUCGUAACAAAAAAGAUGUUUCCACAGGAAACAAGACAACCUUCAAUGGCGAAGAAGGUUCUUGCUGAUAAGUAUCAACCUGAUAUAGAGCUUCCAGUGACCCAGAGAUUGGAGAAUGAGCUUGAUGUAUUAGAUGCGGAUAUCCUUCCAGAAGAAGCUCCAUCUAUUCUUGACCAAAAUGCAAGCUUCAAAGAAGAGGCAUUAGCUCCAGCAAAAACAAAAGCAGUGGGGAAAAAGCCUGUGGCUGAAAAUGUACCGUUUAGGAAGAAAGAUGCUCUGGCACCGGCAAGACUCCAACAAGGACUUCACAAAGCUGAAAAAAUUAGACCAACCCAAUCUCACAGCAUCAGCAGGUUGCAACAGACAACAGUCUCAUCCAGACUGAAAAUGAAGCAGCAGCCUGUGAAAGACAGCAGGGCUCCUUGGAUACCUCCCAACCCCACGUCCCCACCAGCGUCUCCUAAGUGUGCGGCGUGGCUGAAGGUGAAGCCUAGCCCCACAGAUGCCACGAAAGCGCAGUCCGCCGAGCAGGAAGGCGCUCAAGAGGAGAGUCGACUGAGAGGCGCUGUUGAGCACGAAGCAGCCAGACUCGCCUGGCUUGAUGCAGAAACUGCCAAAAGAUUGAAGGAACUUGGAGAAUUAAAAACUGAAGAAAUGGACAAAAUGCAAAAUCAGAGUGUUUCUGCUACCCAGUUAGCAGACGAGGUAGAGAAGGCGGUUCUGAAGCGUUUGAAGCCUCUGCUGGCCAAGGCUCAGAGAGUCAAUUCUUCUCUGGAAGCAGAUAGUCAUUUGAAGGAUCGAUCAUUGGUAAACUCAGCGACAGCCCAGCCUGCAGAGGAGGCUACUGCUGUUGAUUGUAAAUCCAACAACAGUUGUCAGCUGGAUGAUAUUUUGGAAGAUACCGCUCAUGUGCUCCGGGAUGUGACUCACUCUAAGAUCUUGGAUCCUGACUUCUUAGCCACCUCCGGGGACAGCCUGUAUCUGGAGACCAUGAUGUUCCGGAUGGAGGAGAUGGAGAAAUACCAGGAAACAGUUCGCCAAAGAUAUAGUAAAAUUGUGUAUACUGAUCCUCAUCUUUGGAUGCAGGAAGAAAAGAAUGAACAAACCGUCGCAGCAGGAAGGGAAAGGCCCCUUUCUCCUCAUCCGAUGAAGAUCACAAAGGCAGCAGCCAGCAACAACUCUGACGUGAAUGUCCCGAACAUCAUCGUGUUAGAGAGGCCCUGCAACGGCAAUUCCCUGGAUGAAAGUGUGGGAACAGAGGAGAAGUCAGAGAGAAGAGUGGCUCCCCUUCUCUCCCCUUCAGAAGAUUCCGAGCAGAGAAAGGGUCGAACGGCCCUGUGCGUCCCCCCCGGCAUGCGCCGCAGCAUCGGCGACUACUGCAGCCGCUUCGAGCGGUACCUCCGGAUGGUGUCUCACGAGGCUGUGGGCUCCUUCAACCCGUGGCUGAUUGCUGAAAGCUUUUCAGAGGAGCUGGUCGAUGAAGCGCUGGGGGCCGUGACUGCUGAGCUUCAGGACGUGUGUGAAGACUACGCGGAAGCUGUGUUCACCUCGGAGUUCUUAGAGGCUGCCACCUGAAGGCUCUCCGGACGGCCCUGUGUCACACUGGGAGUGGCGGCACCGCCCUUUGAUUUGGGCCACAGCAGCUCUCGCUCCUCCGCUGUCUGUCCAGGCCCAGAGGCGCUGCCUUCUGAAGGGCGGACAUGCGGUGAGGGCCUCCUCGCGGCCUUUGUCACUGUCAGAGCAGUGGUUCUGGUGGUUUGUGGUGGGGUGUGUUACACUGAUUCGUGCCCAGGAAACAUGAAUUGAUUAUGACAGUAUAACAUUUUCUGAAUGUAUGAUUUUCCUACUGAUACAUUCAUGCACUGGCUCAGUUUGGUGAUCAGGAUGUUUUGAAAAGUAAUAGCUAGGUAUCUCAGACAGGGAUUCGAGUUGCUGUUGGACCCAUGGGUGGAUUAGUGCCAACAAAAGUGCAAUUGCUGUCUGGUCCCAUCGCCUGGCUUGUGUUUCCAUGUUUGGCAGUUUCCCAACAGGACACCUGUCCCCACUGGGCUCCAGACCUGUGGGGAGCCCAGGGCCAGUUCUACUGCCCAACUUCUGCUCUGUUGCAGCUCAUUCAGGAUAAGAACCCGCCAGUUAUCUGUGUACAGUGAGCACACGUUUCUCUGAUGUUCACUUCCUAGGUGGGUUUUCACAUUUGAGUUCCUCAAAGUCUCCUAUUAUUGGUUAACAUAUUCUGAUAUUCAGAACUUUCUCUGAAUUCAGAGGGAAUGUGCAUACCUCGAGUGGGCCUGGCCUCCUGUGCCGGGUCAGAGGUCAGAGCUCACUUCUACCUCCGGCGGGGCCAGACCUUUCUGCCUUCCUGAACCACAGAGACCUGUGUGGGAGAACAAUUCCCAUGGUAUUUAGACCUCGGGGUCUCCGGAGAAAGGAAGAAACUUACAAACCAUACAGUUUGGUCCUCGAUGUCUUAUAAGUCAUAUUUACCAAGAGAAAAAGCCCCUGUGUUUUCAGAAACUCUGAAUUCAGAACAAGGAAUGUGUGUAGAAAUAAGGCCACUGCCUGGGAAAAGGUUCCCUUUAUGUUUUGCCUGAGGCUUGAUGAAAGAGAUGUAAAGAAUGAGUGAUGGGAGAGGUACCCCUUGAAUAAUGUGAAUCUUUUCUGUAACAGUGUUGUCAUCGGGGAUUUUUCUCUGAAGUACAAGUAUUCCAGGUGAUCAUUUGAGCUGCUUGGACCCACUUAUUUGUAUAAAAUUGAUUCUUGUUUAAUGUUAAUGUUUUCUUGAUUAAUCUUAUAUAAGCUCAGAAUUUAAAAGGCUUCAUGGGAAAUUGAAGUGUUUAAUUGCAGGAGCUGAAUGUGCACACUGGAACCGA
Molecule: messenger RNA, 4444 nt
Organism: Molossus molossus (Pallas's mastiff bat)
Lineage: Eukaryota; Metazoa; Chordata; Mammalia; Chiroptera; Molossidae
Product: KIAA0753 ortholog
Exons: 18
Coding region: 333-3149 (938 amino acids)
Biological process (GO): protein localization to centrosome; centriole replication
Cellular component (GO): centriolar satellite
Source: RefSeq, a predicted model, not a curated record